ACUUUUGUAAUUUCAUUCUAUAUGAGUUAUUUUGUUUGCAAUAAAAGAUGUAAAAUAAUAGCAGCGAUUAUAAACUAACGAUAAAUGCAUCUCAUACGUACUACAUGGGGUCUGUAACUAUGGAUAGCGCUUGUAUGAACCAUUAUGAAAAACAGCUGUACACAGUGUUUAAGACUUUCGACGUAGAUAAUGAGGAGUCUCUAGACAGAUCAGCAGUACUGAAGCUGUGUGACGCGUUGCAGUUGGAAGACCGCGGUUCGGCGCUUGUUGAUACGCUGUUUGAACGCUGUACUGAACGUGUCACCUUCGCUCAAUUCCGCAACGGUCUACUCUCUGUGCUUGGAGGCGGAGAUACCGCGCCUAUAUCACCAACUAAGCACUCUGCAGCCGACACAUCACCGACUUCGACUUCCUGUGCUGCGUCUGCUACAGUUCCGGUUUCUUCUCACAGUGACGACGACUCUUCUGGACGUGAGGUCGCCCCGAAGUUCGUAUUUGGCUCAAAAAAAUACGGACGGCGCUCAAGACCACAGCGUUCGCCUACAGGUUCAGACGAUAUACACGCGCCAAGGGCUGCUUCAGUUUCACGACUUGAUAGUGAUAACAAACGAGCCAGAAGCUCUCAACGAAUGAAGCAUCGACGCAGUGCGUCCGCAAUGGAGAAUCGUGAUCAUCAAUUGAAUUAUGACGAUGAAAAUGCACAUAGUGACCUCGAACAUGACAGACAUAUAAACUGUGAACAAGCAAUUGCUCUAUGUUGCGAAUUAAGAAUGGAUGGUAUAGAUCGUAGACUUGUUGAACGUAUAUUUGAAGAGUCUUCUUCUGCAGAGACUACAGUAGGUGAGUUCUUUGAACGUCUUAAUGUAUCACUAACAUCAUCCAUUCAAGAUACACAGGAUGUAAGUACCGCUGUACUUCACAGUACCUCAGAGUCAUCAUUGAAUAGAGAUUAUACAGUUGAUGAUGAGACAGGAGUCCCCAGUAUGUUAGUCAUUGAAGCUUGGGAAAAUGCAGGUGUACCUCGACCACGGCACUUAUUGUUAGAACUGGGGUUUACAGGUCCAUUUGUUCGACCACCUGAUAUAGAAAAUGCACUUGAAGAUGAAAUUCGAGCACUACCUGAACCAUUAAAUGAAAGAAGAGAUGCACAUGCAAUGCUAUUAGUAGCUUGUCUAGAACUUUCUCGGCUGAGAUUAAAAUAUGCAAAACGGCGAGCAGAAGUAACUGCAGCUGAAAGAGAUAAGUUGCGAGCUGAUGUUGUCGAGGCGAAUAGACGCGCUUGCUUAUUAGCACAGGAUGUUGAUGAAAGCCAUGCUCGAAUGGAAGCUGAGCUAACGGCAAACGUGCGCCGUAUCGAAGCCAAACAUACUGAGGCCGCAAAACUCGCUGCAGCAGAAUUAGCAAGUGAACGGGAACGUGCAGCUGCUGUAAAAGUUCGUUUAGAAGCAGAGUUAACUCGACGUACCGAGAAUGAGGCACGACUGCGGACUGAAAUGGAAAUUCAUUCAUCAAGGGUUAUAGAAUUAGAAAAUAGAGUUACAGGAGCUGAGGGCCGCGCAUUAACUUCAGAGAGGGAAGCAAUUCGUCUGACUGCUGAGUUAGCAGAAGCUGUUGCCAGUCUGAAUCACAAGGAGGGUUCGGGACAGACUGAGGCAGAACAUGCAUCGGCAGCGGAACUUGCAGCACAGUUCGAUGAGUUACGUCGAGAGAAUAAGCUGUUGCGUGACCGAAAUGAUGAAUUGUGUUGCGCACUGGAAGCAAGAACACGUGAUGGAAUGGCCCCGGCUGCCAUUUGCGGGGACCUUUCGGCAGAGCUGGGCUCAUUACUGGCACCCGAACAUACUGAGGAAUGUGAUUCAUCACCAACUAGCAUUGAUCAGAAAGUGAUCGGGCACGCUGAAGCGGCUCGGCGAUUACGCACCAUUUUUGAUAAUGUUCAGACAAUAUCAUCUUCCAAGAAGAAGCAAUGCCAGUCAUGCUCCAUGCUUGAGACUAUAAUUGCAACCAUACAGAUGAAGGUUAGAGAAUUGAGUGACUGUGUUAUCUUGAUGGAGGAUGUAGAAAUGCCACUGUACAGUACUGUCGAAACCUCCAUUCAAACUGACUUUGGACCAACAUCAAACAUUGAAUCAGUGCACGAUGUUAAUUUAAUUAAGGAGAUGGAUACACUAAAGCAGCAAUUCAAAGAAGCUGAGCAUAGACACAACAGUGAAAAACAAAAGCAAUCAAAUAUAAUAAAGGAGCUUGAGACUAGUUUGGAGCAAUUGAAAGCAGAGUAUGAUAAGUCUGAGGAAUAUUGGAACAACAAACUGGAGGAAGAACGCGAUAUGUACAACGAGGAGCAGCGACUAGGCGAUGAACGGCUCACCGAGCUGGUCGCUAAGAUUUCCGAAUACGAGCGGCAGUUCGCGCCAGUCGGCGGCGCUCUACCUACCAUCGAGGAGAAGUGCGGUCUCGAGGCGCAAGUCGCCGACCUCGAAGAGGAGUUCGCCACUUAUAGAAAAGCUAAGGAGGAAGAGCUCCGCAUGCGGGAUACUGAGAUAGCGCGUCUGAAUGAGCAGCUCGAGUCGCUGCAGCGGCGCGUCGAUGCAAAUACCGAGGCGAGACGGAAACGUGACGGGGGCGGGGGUGGUACGAGUGGGGGCGGUGGUGGUGGAGGUGGGAGCGAAGGGGGUGGUGGGGGGUGCUCGUGUGUAUCGUUGGCGGAACGCUGCGGACAGUUGGGAGCUCGAUUGGUGGCGGAGAGAGGCGCGGGCGCUAGGGAAGCUGCGGCUCUAAGGGCGAGGGCGGCGCGAGCAGAGGGGCUGGCGCGACGUCUUCACGAGCGUCUAGCGGCCGCCGACUUGCUCGUGAAGGAUUUGUACGUUGAGAACUGCCACCUCGCGCACCGCCGGCCGCUGUGACAACGCGACCUCCACUCCCGUAUGUAUCAUUCCAAAAAAAGGCCUAAGACUGGCGCCGUUUAAUGUCUGAUAUGUCGAUAGAAUAUUCACGCAUAUUAUAAAUCUGAUGAUUAGUGUCUGUCAAUGAAACUAUAGUCUGGUAUUGGAACUAAUAAUAGUAAAUUAUAUCAAACAAAAUACGGCGCCGGUGUAAAUGAUUUCUUUUUAACGGCUGGUAAUGACAUUAUGUCAGUGUUGUGAUAAAAGAGUUUUGUUUAUUGUUACGAUUUAGCGGUGUGCUGAUCACUGACGCUGCCCAUAUCUUUAUAUCUAUAUUAUGUAUCUAUGUAAAUAUGUAACUAUACCAUAGAGUUGAUUUAUAAAACUAUUUUAGAAAUAAUAUUGUAUCAUGUCUCUCUUGCGGAGAUUUAUGAAUUUUGACAUAAACAUAUAUUUAUUAAUAAUAGGUGCCAUUCAAGGAAUAGAAACCAAUAGAAAAUAAUUAUGUUUUUAUAUUGCUAUCAUAAGUACAAUUUAAGUCGUUGGACAUAUCUUUUCCCUUACUAUUUUAUUGGCAGCUUGAUUGAUUAGCAACUCGUGAAAUUAAUAUUAAAUAGCAGUAAGAUGCUUGUUCUCGUAUUCAAUGCAAGCUGACUGGCAAUGCUGUAGUGCGUUAGUAGAAUACACACAUAGUUGGUGAUAUGUACCUAAGUCAAUUUAAUGUCUAUGUGUGUGCAAAAACAAUUUUUACACAUGUUAGAUAUGUACAUUACCAGAGACUAUAUAUUUUACUUUUCGCAGACUAAAAUAUAUAGUCACUGACAUUACUAAAUGUAUAAAGCAGACACCGUGCACUACUUACUAUAGGACGCAACGUAUGUUAUGCUGAGCAUUGUUAAGUUCAUGCAUAUUGUAAUUAUUUUAUUUUAAGCUCUAUAUACUGUGUACGGCUUUACAUAUCUUUGCAGGAUUAUUUAAUGCCUUUAAUGAUGAAGUAACCUACGAACGUGCCUUUUAAUAUUACGGGUUUUAAAUAUUAAUAUUUUAAUUAAAAUCAUCAAUAAUUGAAAAGCCCGCUGUGAAUGGCGAGAUGCGAUCUAACAGUCUAUGUUCAUGAUACAGGAGUGGGGAAUGAUGACUUAUUUAGUUCCUUUACUUGUAAAACAAAGUUGUGCACUCUUAUCAAAUCGGGCUCUAAAUCUCAAAUAUUUAACACAUUUAACUCAUUAACAAAAACAUUAGAGCAACACGAACUAUCAGUCAAAUGGACGCACGAUAUUACAGUACUUUUUUAGACUACUGCUUAUUUUCAAGACCCUAGUAAUACGCAGUAACUGAAGCUUUGUCAUUUGAAGACAUGUAUAAUAUUUACUCAUACUGUAUAAUAGGUCAAGUUUUGGUGGCAUUAGUUAGUUUGUCAAUAAAAAACGUAUGUCCUACAGCAGGAACACCACACACAAAUCGGACGCAUUAUAGAACAGUCUCACAUUGUUCCCCACUGCUAUAUCGCAUCUAAGACUUUAACUAAGUUUACAAACAACUGUAUAAUAUAAAAAUAUAUCGACUCGAAUAUUUGUUCCUCUUAUUAUAUUGCCUAGAUGUGAAGGUGUUGUGGAAGUGUUGUACUAAUUUAUCGUGGAAUAAUUGGGUAUACUGAAUUAGUUCGCGUCAAGUUACUAAAUAUUAAUAUAACAUAUAUCUGUGAUUGAAUUAUAAUCUAUAUAAAUUCCUUGUAUAAAAGACAAAAUCGCAUUUAAUGUUUUGGGAAAGAUUCUCUGAGGAAUCAUAUUUGCUCAAACAUUUUUUAUUUCGGCUUAAAAUUAUGUUAUUUCAAUGUAAUUGAUUAUGUUUACCGUAAAAUCUUCAUAUUAUGUGUUUAUCUCUUUCAUGCUAAAAUAAAGUUUCAAUGUGAAUGAAUGUGAUAAAACAUUAAUGGUUGAAGUACCUAUGUUUUAAUGACUAUUUAAUUUAUUUUGAAAAUCUUAAUUCAUAUGCUAUAACUACUGGACUGAUAAUGACGAAUUUUGCUGAAAUAUAGUUUAGACAAAAAAGACAUAACGUAAUAAAAGCAAGUAAAAUAGAUAGCGAAUAUUAUUCUGUUUUAUAUAAAUGAUGGUAGUUAGUAAAUUAAUAGUGAGUGCUAUGAAAUUCCUCACAUGACAAGAUUUUAUACAGUUUAUAACUUUUUCUAAGCAACUUCGCUAUAAGAUAUAUAUAUGGUAAUACGUAUAGACAUACCUAUAUAGAAACUGCAUUGCCUGUCCAAUGGUUAACA
Messenger RNA from Achroia grisella, 5157 nucleotides. RefSeq names its product blastoderm-specific protein 25D (gene Bsg25D). The record is from RefSeq and is a predicted model, not a curated record. The coding region runs from base 105 to 2903 and encodes 932 amino acids. Gene Ontology annotation, cellular component: centrosome. The transcript has 3 exons. Lineage: Eukaryota; Metazoa; Arthropoda; Insecta; Lepidoptera; Pyralidae. Gene Ontology annotation, biological process: microtubule anchoring at centrosome.